Molecule: messenger RNA, 1492 nt
Organism: Tricharina praecox
Lineage: Eukaryota; Fungi; Ascomycota; Pezizomycetes; Pezizales; Pyronemataceae
Product: origin recognition complex subunit 6-domain-containing protein
Exons: 2
Coding region: 52-1296 (414 amino acids)
Biological process (GO): DNA replication
Cellular component (GO): nuclear origin of replication recognition complex
Molecular function (GO): DNA binding
Source: RefSeq, a predicted model, not a curated record
CGUCUUCCAUCCGUCGCGUCUUACCCAACAACACUCCGCAUUACAACCACAAUGAACAAAUCACUCGAGCCCAACCUGCACAACCUCCUACCGUCGCUGGCGGGGCCUAUACCGUCGGAGCUCCUCGAUCUCGCGACUUCACUCCUCGCGCAGUCGCACACGCGCAUUAGCAACCUCAAGGCGAACGAGGAGAUCGCGCGAUCGUACGUGUGUGCGCAUCUUGCAUGUGAACGGCUGAAGAAUAAAAUCGAUAUCCCGAGCAUCGAGCCGAAUCCCCCCCUGCCGCCGAAGGAGUAUAAUAAGCUCCUGGCGUACUUCAAGACCUCGCUCGCGCCAGCUGCCCGGGCGUCGACUCGGACUCGGAAUGCUCCCGUACCUGCACCCACACCCGCAGCUGCACCUCCGCCACCACCAGUAACCGCAACCGCACCCGCAUCUACAUCCGCCCCCGCACGAGCCUCGGACGCACUCGACCCCACCCUCGCCGCCAACCUCAAAGCACUAUGCACACGGCUCAACGCGCCGAACGCGUACACAUACGUGUACAACGGGGUGCACGCGGUGCUCACGGCGGCCGAGAACCGCACUGUGCGCGGCAAGGCGAUCGAAGCGAUCUCUGUGGCGGUGGGAAUACUCGUGAUUGAGCGGCUGUCGGCGCACGACACGGAGAUACCGAUUGGCAAUAUCAAGUGGAAGCGUGGAACGGGGUAUAAGACCAAGCAGAGGGAGGUUAUGGCCGUGCUGGCUGAGGUCGCCAGGACCAAGGCUCCCCUGAAACAUGCUGUCGAUGAUUGGGUCCAGAAACUUAGUCAGCAGGGGUUUAGGAAGUGGCCUUGGAUGCAGGCGGUGCCGGAUGGCGUUGGUGCCGGGGGGAACGGCGUGCUGGGGAGGGUGGGCGAAGUAGGGGAGAGUGUGGAAGCUGUGGAGGUGAAGGGGACGAAUAUUAGGAAGCGCAAGGCGGAGGUGCAGCCGCCCCAGCCGGAAGCGAAGACUAGGAAGGUGAAGGCUGAGAGCAGUGCUACUGGUGCCAAAGUACCUGCCGCCCCUGCCGCGAAGAAGAAGGCAGCCACUAAAAAAGCCGCAGCUGUCCCAAAGACGAUCAAGGCGGUCCCCAAGUCUAGGCCGAAGCCGAAACCCAAGACAAGUUCCACCAAGACUGCUUCCUCUGGCGAUGCCGGUGGCGGAGGAACAAUGUUGCAGGAUCGAGUGGACUAUUUGACCGAGAAGAAGAAGAACUCGUUUCAGAUAUGGAAGCUACAGAUUUUGGAGAAGUGUGCUGAGGUUGAAGCUUUGUAAUUGUACUUGUUUCUAAUACUGUUUCUUUCAUGCAUUCUUAUUCCCAGAUUUUCGUUUACAUAUCCAGAUAUCCAAAUUUUCAUUACAGCAACUUCAGAUGAUACGAAACAACUGGUAGGUAGUGCACGGCAUUCGCAUUUUUCUGAUUAGUGAAUGCCACAAAACAAAAAUGAUCGUACAUCAACAUCUAGUUUAC